Molecule: messenger RNA, 1613 nt
Organism: Mercurialis annua (annual mercury)
Lineage: Eukaryota; Viridiplantae; Streptophyta; Magnoliopsida; Malpighiales; Euphorbiaceae
Product: peptidyl-prolyl cis-trans isomerase FKBP42
Exons: 8
Coding region: 214-1311 (365 amino acids)
Molecular function (GO): protein binding; peptidyl-prolyl cis-trans isomerase activity
Source: RefSeq, a predicted model, not a curated record
UAUAUUAGCCGGUUUUGUUCUGGAAUCUUCUUUGAUAUUUACAAACACGAACUCUAUACUGUUUGUUUCCCGAGAAAAUUUUCUUUUCUUUUCUUUUCAAAACGAAAUAGAAUCUUUCAGUAAGGAAACUUUCCUGCGUCUAACUUUUGGCUGCUUUUGAAAAGAGUGAUAAUCGAUCAACUUUAAUUGUGAUCUUCAAUUUCUAAUUGAGUAAUGGAGGAUUCUGAAGAGCAGAAGCAAAGUCAACCGAUUGGUGAGGAUGAUGAAAAUGAAAUAGUUGCUGAAAGUGCUGCUUUUGUUCAUGGUGAUCCUCCUCAAAACGGUGAUGGUCCCCCAAAAGUCGAUUCUGAGGUGGAAGUCCUCCAUGAGAAAGUCACGAAACAAAUUAUCAAGGACGGACAUGAUCAGAAACCAUCAAAAUAUUCAACUUGCUUCUUGCACUACAGAGCAUGGACUGAAAGCACCCAGCACAAGUUCGAUGAUACAUGGCUCGAGCAACGGCCCACUGAAAUGGUUAUAGGAAAAGAAAAGAAAGAAAUGACGGGUUUAGCUAUUGGUGUAUCUAGUAUGAAGGCUGGUGAACGAGCCCUCUUACACGUGGGCUGGGAACUUGGUUAUGGGAAAGAAGGAAACUUUUCUUUUCCAAAUGUUCCACCCAUGGCUGAUAUAAUUUAUGAGGUUGAACUUAUUGGGUUUGAUGAAACCAAAGAAGGAAAAUCUCGUGGCGAGAUGACUGUGGAAGAGAGGAUUGGAGCAGCAGAUAGAAGAAAGAUGGAUGGGAAUGCUUUAUUUAAAGAGGAAAAACUUGAGGAGGCCAUGCAACAAUAUGAAAUGGCUGUAGCAUAUAUGGGAGAUGACUUCAUGUUCCAACUGUUUGGCAAAUAUCGGGACAUGGCAUUGGCAGUUAAAAAUCCAUGCCACCUUAACAUGGCCGCAUGUUUGAUAAAGCUUAAGCGCUAUGAUGAAGCCAUCGGGCAAUGCAGUGUUGUUUUAACAGAGGAUGAAAACAAUGCAAAAGCAUUAUUCAGAAGGGGAAAGGCCAGACAAGAACUUGGGCAAACAGAUGCUGCCCGUGAAGACUUUUUGAAGGCGCGAAAAUAUGCACCCGAAGACAAGGCGAUAGUGAGGGAGCUGCGAUUGCUUGAUCAACAUGACAAAGCUGUAUAUCAAAAACAAAAGGAAAUAUACAAAGGAAUUUUCGGACCUCCUCCACAGCCAAAACCCAAGACUAAUAUGGUGAUUCUCAUUUGGCAAUGGCUGCUGUCUCUAAUAUACCGCCUUUUUAAGCGUGAAAGGCGCAAAAGUGACUGAGUAAUGAAAGAUCAACUCGGCAAAGAAAUGAUAAUCUUCAUCAAGCAAAAUGUAAACCCACGGAAAGAAAAAGCAGGUAACUGGUGGACUAACUUUCAAAGGAGUCAAUGAUCCCUAUUGUUCAUGUCGCGUGGAAUUUCGACUGGAUAUGGAUGAACUUUCAUGGUUGUGCAGAAAACUUGGCGCAGUUUCUAAUUUAUGACUAUAAACUGAUUGUUUUGUGGAUUCAAUCAGUUAGAAAAAAUCAUACGAUUCAUUCCUGCCCUUAUCCAGAUCAAAAUAAUAUAUCUUGGUUCAUAUUA